AUGGCUGGGUUUGCCAGCAGAGGAAAGUGGAUGUAUGAGGUCACCCUGGGCACUUCAGGGAUCAUGCAGCUCGGUUGGGCCACUAGCAGCUGUCAGUUCAGCAACGAGGAGGGCGUUGGCGACUCAAUGGACAGUUAUUCUUUCGAUGGGAAGCGCGUGCGCAAGUGGAAUAUCAGCUGUCUACCGUACGGUCAGGACUGGGCUCAAGGAGACGUGAUUGGCUGCGGGCUCGAUCUCGACACGUUGACGGUUUCAUUCUGGCGCAAUGGGGUGCAUCUGGGCGCAGCCUUCCAGAGCAUCCGCCGAUUGGCUUACUUCCCUGCAGCCUCGUUAUCGUAUGGGGAGCGGUGCGAGUUCAAUUUUGGAUCACGGCCCUUUGCUCACCCCACAGAGGACUAUCAGCCGCUAGUGAGACCUCCAGCUCACUGUGCGGGUGCUGCCUACCUUCUGGGCUGCUUCCGGACGCUCACUGCCGCACAGCUCGCCUACAAGAGAAGCUGCAAGAGGGGGACCUGGGCUGUGCUGAACGAGGGUGGCGUCUUGAAGCAGCUUCUGCUGGAUCUCGGAGGCCUGCUAGGUCCCAUGCUUGCAGAUGAAUAUGUGGUCAUGGAGGCGUUCCUGCCAUUCUUGCUGUCUCUGGUGGAGGAGCCUGCCGUGGCCGGCGACGGCGCCCUGUUCCUCGCGGUCAACCUCAUGAGAGGCCACAUCACCAGCGGCGAGAUGCGGGCGGGGAUGCUGCAUGUGCUGGAUUGCCUCUCUUGGAGGUGCCGGACAGCCGGCUGCAUGUGGGCGGGCAAGGGCAGCCUGCAGAGCUGGCUGGACUUUGCGACCGCGCUGAUGCGCAUCCCCGCCGUGCGCGAUGUGUGGCUGGCCGCGCCCACGUGGAAAGCAUCCUUCGAGGGCUUCCUGGCAGUAAAGCCCCCGAGCGCGCGCGAUCUGGCCGGCUGUCUGCCCUUCGUGCACUGGCCCGAUGCGGAGAAGCUGGGCAUGGACGUGGUCAGCAAGGAGCACUACAAGCGCGCCAGCCGCGACCUGCAGGCCGCACUGGCCGCCGUCUACGACCGCCACUCCGAGCUCUGCGCCCUCCUGCUCGCCACCCCGGGCGCCGACACCUGGGGCCAGCAGGACGUGCCCAACCGGCUGACGGAGCUGGUGCAGCACCUGGUGCGCAAGAACCGGGGCACGAACCGCAACGUGCCGCCGCCGGGCCUGUCUGACAGCAGCGUGCUGGUCUCCGCCUUCUUCAUGCUGCUGCGCGUCCUGCGCCCCUAUCUCGAGGGCCGCUCCAACGGCGACGGCGGCCUCUCCACUUUCCCAGCCGGCGCCAUGUUCCUGCAGGGCGUCGGAAGCCGUCAUCUGGACCCAUACAGCGGGGCGGGGAGGCUGGGGGGCGCGCUGAGCCACCUGGAGAAGACGGCAAAGCCGGACGCUGUCGCGCUGAUCGCCAUGCUGUCGGUCGGCCCCGUGCAGCCGCUGCCGGAAGGGUCCGCGGCGGCUGCUUCUCCGCAGCCGGGACCGCCCACGCCCGGCCAGCUGACUCCCCGCCAGCAGCGGGGCCUGGAGCGCUGCGGCAGCCAGGCCUCUGCCUCCAGCGCAAGCUGCUCCUCCAGUGGCACGGUGUCCUCCCGCGACAGCAGUGAGAGCAGCGAGUGCGGCCGCAUGGAUGCCUGCGCGCACGACGGGCAGCACCAGGCCGCCACGCGCAAGCGCUUGCACGCGCACAGCUUCUUCGCUGCGGGGGAUGCGCCGAGGGCCCCCCUCAUCGACCGGGGGGCAAUGCCCCCACCCUCCGGGCUCCCCUGGACCGCCGAAGCUUCGGCUCGCACCCCGCUGGAGCACGCCUGGAGCGCGCCCGGCGCCCUUCCCGGCAGCUUCCACGCAGCUGGCGACCCCGUUACGCACGCAAGGCUCCCGGCCGCUGAGCCCCUGAGCAGUCCCUUCCAGCAGACGACGCACAGGCAGGGCACUUUGCCGCCCCGGGCGCUCUUCCAGGGGCCUGCCCUGGCCUCUUGGCUGGACCACGGCGUCCCCCGGUCGCCCCACAGCGAAACCCGGCCUUCGGCCGCCCACCCGAGCUUGUCUACAGGCUCCGGCAGCAGCAGCAGCGUGGCAUUAGGCAGGCACAUGCACCCCUGGCAGCGCGACCAGCCUGUAGGCCACGCGGCACCCAGCCAGCGUUGUCCCUACUUGGCAUCUGCCGCGCACGCGCCCGUCGCGCCGAUGCGAUGCGAUAGCGUCCCGGCCCCUUGCUCGUUCGCGGAGGGGCCAGCCCUGCAGCAGCGCAGCCCGGAGCACUGGCCGGCGGUGGCCGGCGGCGCCCACGCGCCGCAGACGCCAGCCGCCGGCCGCUCCUAUGGACCGCCCGGGAUGUGCGGCCAAGUGGAGGGGCCGUCCUACUGCGGCCAGGCCGCCAUGGAGGUGCCCGGCAGCAGCCAGGGCCGGCAGCCGCCGCCGCUGACCGGCCGUGAGGCGGCGUGCCUGCUGGACGCGAUGCUGCGGCUGUACCACCUGGGCAUGGUGGGCGCGUUCCGCUGCGCCAGCUUCCAGCAGCAGAACGCCACGCAGGCGCAGCAGCACGUGGAGGAGCUCAAACACCAGCUGCAGAGCAUGCAGAACAACGAUGAGGAGCUGCUGAAGUGGGCCAAGUCGAUGAAGAACUGGCAGCGGGUGCUGGUGGACAGCGCACGCUUCGCAGCCUGGCACAACGCGUGCUUGUUUGGGGCGAGGGGCAUGGAGGGCUUGCUGGUGCUGGGCACCUACACUGCGCGCCUGCUCUCCGCCCUGUCCGAGCACCGCGUCCUCUUUGCAUACGUGCCCGAGCUGUAUCUGGAGGCGCUGUUGGACGGUUUCCAUGCAGUGCGAUCGCGGCCGCACGUGUCCAAGUCGCCACUGUUUGCUGCGUGCGCGGACGCGCUGGUGCCGUUUCUGGCGCGGCGUUUCCGCGACGAGGCGAUCGUGGGGCCGGACUUGCGCGAGAUGAUGCUGCAGACAGUGUCGCUGCUGCUGCAGACCAAGGCCUUCGUGGCCAAGUUCGAGGAGAGCCACGACGCACGCGCCCACCUGGUGGAGGGCUUGUUGGAGGCCUUCAAUGGGCGCGACUGGGUGCCCGUCUCUAGCAUCCUCUCCCGCCUCACCAGCUCCAAUGCUUUUGGCGCCUCCCUCGCGCGUGCCGCCGCCAGCAGCUCCAUCAUAUUUCAGGCGUCCCUGGUGCAGAUUACAGAAGCACGGCCAGAGCUGUGCGAGAGCUUCCUCAACCGGCUCUUUGCCAUGCUCAACUGGACCCUCACCGAGUUCACCGUCGCCGCUCAGGAGCUGGGCGAGGGGCCGGAGGGUGCGCACAGCAGCGAGGAGGCGCUGAAGCGGAGGUGCGUGGUGAUGCUGGAGCUGGCGGCCACGCUGGCGCGCGUGCUGGAGUUUGUGACGGCGCGGCUGCCGCGCGCGUUCCUGGCGGGGCCGCCCCUCAACAUGGCGCGCCUGGCCGAGACAGCCUGCUUCGUGGUCGCCCACCUUGCCGCCCCAACGGCCGCCGCGUCCGCCAUCUCCGCCGUGUUGUCGCAGCGCUUCCCCGCCGCCCAGAACGCCAAGCGCGCCGUCCUGCUCGCCCCCGUGCUCGGCAUGCUGCUGAACGUGUGGCAGAGCGAGCGCGAGGCGCGCGGCCGGCGCUCGGCCUUCUCGGCUGCGGCGGGCGACGGCACGGAGCGGCAGUUGCUGGUGGCGGCGCUGCACGCUGUGGGCUUUGGCGGCUACACGGGCUGCAUUGCCGCGCGCACCGGGUUUGCAAAGCAGCAGCGGGCGCUUCAGGGCGAGGAGUCGAGCGACGAGGACGUGCCGGAGGACUUCAUCGACCCCAUCAUGAUGAUCACCAUGUCCGACCCCGUCUUGCUGCCCGACUCGCGCACCGCCGUAGACAGGUCCACAGCGGUGCGGCACCUGCUGACAUCAGCGACGGACCCCUUCACACGCGCACCGCUGUGCCUUGAGGAGCUGCAGGACGACCUGGCCCUGCGCAUGCGCAUCGACACCUGGCGCGCCAAACGCCGCAAGGCCUGACGCCACAUGCUCUGCUGUGAGCCCCUCCUGCUUUGGGCUGGUGGCAGCUGGCAGUGACGCCUGAUCCCUUGAAUCUGAAGGCUGCAUCGGGUGAGCAGAACUGUGUUGUACAGGGCAUAAAACAACUGUGAAAUAUAUAUUUAUCCCUACUGGCGCACAAUGUGCAGCAUGCCGUCGCAUGUGGCCAGUGGAGAGGAAGUACAGAUGUCAGACAGUUGGGUUGGUCGAGGUGCUGCAUGCCUGUUGAGCGCAGUGAGCGCUGUGCAAGACACUCUGUAUAAGUGGAUGCAAAGUCGUGUGUUGACAAAAUUGCGGAAUUGAGGGUUCAAUUUCCCCGCCAUCGUAAUUUUCUGAUACUUGGACAGGCAAUCAACUUCAAGUGGUGGUGCGCUCUGGACCACAGGAGCGCGGUGCUCUAGCCGGAACCCUGCUAACACUCAGGAAGACCUAGUGUCUGCACUCUUGAUCAAGAAUGCAGACGGAGGACAUUUGUCUGGACCCGUCACUGACUGUCUGGCAGCUGGAAGCUUUAACAGACGGUUUGUCAGCGUGCACCUACUAGGUAGUAUCUCGGCAAUACCUAGACAACAGGCGCAAUAUUAAUAUACCAUCAGCACCUGAGCCCAAUGUGGGUUAUUUGUGCAUGUAAUAUCAUCAAGGGUGC
Molecule: messenger RNA, 4714 nt
Organism: Coccomyxa subellipsoidea C-169
Lineage: Eukaryota; Viridiplantae; Chlorophyta; Trebouxiophyceae; Coccomyxaceae
Exons: 17
Coding region: 1-4050 (1349 amino acids)
Biological process (GO): protein ubiquitination
Cellular component (GO): cytoplasm
Molecular function (GO): ubiquitin-protein transferase activity; protein binding
Source: RefSeq, a predicted model, not a curated record